Messenger RNA from Gossypium raimondii (Peruvian cotton), 2142 nucleotides. RefSeq lists its product as uncharacterized. Lineage: Eukaryota; Viridiplantae; Streptophyta; Magnoliopsida; Malvales; Malvaceae. The transcript is spliced from 2 exons. The record is from RefSeq and is a predicted model, not a curated record. The coding region runs from base 1 to 2142 and encodes 713 amino acids.
AUGGUGAGAUCUCGAGAAGAAUCGCUCGAGCAAAGGGAUCAAAUGGCCAAACUGAUGGAAAUGAUGACAGCCUUGGUCAAAGGAAAGGGACCUAUACAGAGCCCUGACAUCGUAGAACCGCCUCAGUCAAGAGCUAAUCAAGAUCCACUUUAUCCCCCGGGAUUUACUCCACCUCAUGUCCACGCAAUGCAAAGAGGAUACCCCCAAAGAGAACCUACAGGCCUGGAACAACAUCCUGCUCCAUCUGCUCAUUUAGGACAAGGAAUGUUUGUAUCAAACCCUGGGGCUAAUCCUUCAGAUCCAAUUGUCUCAGACCUAGAUGAUCCUGUGGAAAUAGCAAGGCUGAGAAUUGAUGACAAUAACGCUCAGGAUAAGUAUAGGAUUUUGGAAGAAAGGAUCAAGGCGGUAGAGGGUGCAGAAGUUUUCUCUGCUUUGAGUGCCAAAGAACUCAGUUUGGUACCUGAUCUAGUCUUACCCCCAAAAUUUAAGACACCUAAUUUUGAGAAGUAUGACGGAACAAGAUGUCCAAAGGCGCAUCUGAUCAUGUUUUGCCGAAAGAUGACUGGUUAUGUAAACGAUGAUAAAUUGUUGGUGCAUUGCUUUCAAGAUAGUUUGGUUGGCUCAACUCUUCGAUGGUAUAAUCAGCUCAGUAGAGAGAGAAUCCGAUCAUGGAAGGAUUUGGCAUCAGCAUUCUGUGAGCAAUAUAGACAUGUAUCGGAUAUGGUGCCUGAUCGACUAACUUUACAAAUGAUGGAAAAGAAACCGACAGAGACUUUUCGGCAAUAUGCACAAAGAUGGAGGGAUAUCUCUGCUCAGGUGGAGCCCCCGUUAACUAAGACAGAGAUAACAGUUCUCUUCAUCAAUACUCUGAAAGCACCGUUUUACGAUAAAUUGGUAGGAAGUGCCACAAAGGACUUCGCGGAUAUUGUAAUAUCCGGGGAGCUUAUUGAAAAUGCCGUCAAGAGUGGGAGAAUGGAAGGCCCCGAGAGUUCAAAGACAGUAGUACCCACAAAGAAAAAGGAGGCAGAGGCUCAUAUGGUUGGAACCGAGAGUCACUGUGCCCCCAAUUCGUACCCCGCCCAAUCACGACCUCAUUAUCGCCCACCUUCAAACUUCUACUUUCCUCCUCAAGGUCCUUACCAUCAAGCACCUUCGUCUUACCCCGUUUAUGCUAUGAAUAACCAAAGACCAUUCACCUUGUUCCCACCAAACACCAUGCCUACACAAAGCCAACCUAAAAAUGACCAAAGACUAGCAAGACCCAUUCCUAAAAAACCUCAAUUCACCCCAAUUCCUGUGCCAUACGAAAAAUUAUACCUGAAACUGUUGGAGAAGCAAUUGAUAUCCCCACAUUACAUGGCACCCCUGAAGCCCCCAUACCCAAAAUGGUACGAUCCUAAUGCUAAUUACAUGUAUCACGCUGGAAAUCAGGGGCAUUCUACAGAAAACUGCCUUGCCUUUAAAAAAAGGGUUCAAGAUCUCAUUAAUGCUGGCAUUCUGCGAUUUGAUGGCGUUAGUAAUCCUCUUCCUAACCAUGCUGAUGGGAAUGUGAAUGUGGUAACAAAUGAAGAUGGAGGGCAAGACAAUCCAAGAAGCGCUUUGAUUGAAAAGGGUCUUCAGAAUAUCAGCCUAAAUGCUAUUAACAAUGAGAAUGAUGAAAUUAAGAAUGCUUCAAUGAUACGCCCUUGUCCUCCAGGAUAUGUUUUGAACAACUGGACUGCUGUGGACCUCCUUGUAGUUUCUAAGUCCCCUUCAGAGUGCUCAGAUAUCAAUGGCAUGAAUAAUCCCGUUAUGAAUCCUGAAAUCAAUUUUGAGAAGGUUGUUUGUUUAGGAGAAUUCGAAGCUGACGAAAAUGUUGAAGAUUGUGUCUCGUCUCCUGACUUACUGAGAAUGGUGGAACAAGAAGAGAAACAAAUCCUACCCCAUCAAGAAUCUGUUGAGGUAGUGAACUUGGGGAGUGAAGAAGAGAAACAAGAAGUGAAGAUUGGGACUUCCAUUUCAGAAAACACAAGGCAAGAUUUGAUCACCUUGCUCCAUGAAUACAAGGAUGUGUUUGCCUGGUCUUAUCAGGAUAUGCCAGGAUUGAACACGGAUAUUGUGGUCCACAAGCUCCCACUGAAACCAGAAUGCAAGCCCGUUUAG